This is a messenger RNA of Sapajus apella (tufted capuchin), 1279 nucleotides long. Its product is annotated as homeobox protein NANOG. Lineage: Eukaryota; Metazoa; Chordata; Mammalia; Primates; Cebidae. The coding region runs from base 5 to 928 and encodes 307 amino acids. The record is from RefSeq and is a predicted model, not a curated record. Gene Ontology annotation, molecular function: DNA-binding transcription factor activity, RNA polymerase II-specific; RNA polymerase II cis-regulatory region sequence-specific DNA binding. Gene Ontology annotation, biological process: regulation of transcription by RNA polymerase II. The transcript is spliced from 4 exons.
UAACAUGAGUAUGGAUCCAGUUUGUUCACAAAGCCUGCCUUGCUCCGAAGCAUCCGACUGUGGAGAAUCUUCACCUGCGCCUGUGAUUUGUGAGCCUGAAGAAAAUUAUCCAUCCUUGCAAAUGUGUUCUGCUGAGAUGCCUCACACAGAGACUGUGUCGCCUCUUCCUUCCUCCAUGGAUCUGCUUAUUCAGGACAGCCCAGAUUCUUCCACCAGUCCCAAAGGCAAACGACCCACUGCUGCAGAGAGUAGCGCCACAGCAAAGGAAGACAAGGUCCCGGUCAAGAGACAGAAGACCAGAACUGUGUUCUCUUCCACCCAGCUGUGUGUGCUCAAUGACAGAUUUCAGAGACAGAAAUACCUCAGCCUUCAGCAGAUGCAAGAACUUUCCAGCAUCCUGAACCUCAGCUACAAACAGGUGAAGACCUGGUUCCAGAACCAGAGAAUGAAAUCUAAGAGGUGGCAGAAAAACAACUGGCCAAGGAAUACCAGUGAUGCGACUCAGAAGGCCUCAGCACCCACCUACCCCAGCCUCUACUCUUCCUACCACCAGGGAUGCCUGGUGAACACAACUGGGAACUUUCCGGUAUGGAACAACCAGACCUGGAGCAAUUCAACCUGGAGCAACCAGACCCGGAACAUCCAGUCCUGGACCAACCACUCCUGGAACACUCAGACCUGGUGCACGCAGUCCUGGAACACUCAGGCCUGGAGCAGUCCCUUCUAUAACUGUGGGGAGGACCCUCUGCAGUCCUGCAUGCAGUUCCAGCCAAAUUCUCCCUCCAGUGACUUGGAGGCUGCCUUGGAAACUUCUGGGGAAAGCCAUAAUGUAAUACAGCAGACCACUAGGUAUUUGAGUACUCCACAAACCAUGGAUUUAUUCCUAAACUACUCCACGAACAUGCCACCUGAAGAUGGGUGGAGAUGAAUGGAACUGACAUGACUCAGUUUCACUCUGAGCACUGGCUGAAUCCUUCCUCUCCCCACCUCCCCUCCCUCAUAGGAUUUUUCUUGUUUGGAAACCAGGUGUUCUGUUUACAUUAUGCCUACCCAGCCAAUCUGAAUGGAGGGUGGGGUAUGGUUGGAGCCUAAUCAGAGAGGUUUCUUGGUUUUAUCCUGUUGGAUCUUCCUGGAGAAAAGAUGUUUUAAUAACCUUGGCUGUUCAGGACACCGUGAUAGACGCUGUCUCUGGCUAGAGAUAAGUAGAUCUAAUACUAGUCUGGAUAUCUUUAGGGUUUAGAAUUUAACCUCAAGAAUAAGAAAUAAAGUAUAAAUUGGU